GCGAGGCGGAAGUGCGGUCUCCUCGGGGCGGCUGUCUCUGGGCGGGCAGAGGGAGGCUCCCGAGGCGGGGGCCGGGCCAGGAUGGCUGCAGCGGCGGCCGGGGCCGGGGCCGGGGCCGGGGCCGGGGCGGCCCAGGAGAAGCAGUUCCCGCCGGCGCUGCUGAGCUUCUUCAUCUACAACCCGCGCUUCGGGCCGCGUGAGGGCGAGGAAGAAAAUAAAAUUUUGUUUUACUACCCAAACGAAGUAGAAAAGAAUGAAAAAAUUAGAAAUGUCGGAUUAUGUGAAGCUAUUGUACAGUUUACGAGGACCUUCAGCCCAUCAAAACCUGCAAAAUCUUUACAUACACAGAAGAAUAGGCAGUUCUUCAAUGAGCCAGAAGAAAAUUUCUGGAUGGUCAUGGUUGUUCGGAACCCUAUAAUUGAAAAGCAGAGUAAAGACGGAAAACCAAUUGUUGAAUACCAAGAGGAGGAGUUGUUGGACAAGGUUUACAGUUCAGUGCUACAGCAGUGCUACAGCAUGUACAAGCUUUUUAAUGGUACAUUUCUGAGAGCCAUGGAAGAUGGAGGUGUCAAGCUCCUAAAAGAAAGAUUAGAGAAGUUCUUCCAUCGGUACUUGCAAACGUUGCAUUUGCAGUCCUGCGAUCUCCUUGACAUUUUUGGUGGAAUCAGCUUCUUCCCAUUGGAUAAAAUGACUUACUUGAAAAUCCAGUCCUUUAUCAAUAGAAUGGAGGAAAGCCUGAGUAUAGUCAAAUAUACUGCCUUCCUCUAUAAUGAUCAGCUGAUCUGGAGUGGGUUAGAACAAGAUGACAUGAGAAUUUUAUACAAAUACCUCACCACAUCUCUAUUUCCAAGGCACAUUGAACCUGAGUUGGCAGGAAGAGAUUCUCCAGUAAGGGCAGAGAUGCCAGGAAAUCUUCAACAUUAUGGAAGAUUUCUUACUGGACCCUUGAACCUUAAUGAUCCAGAAGCAAAAUGCAGAUUCCCCAAAAUUUUUGUAAAUACCGACGAUACAUAUGAAGCACUGCAUUUAAUCGUUUAUAAGGCCAUGAGUGCAGCCGUGUGCUUUAUGAUUGAUGCAUCUGUACAGCCUACGCUGGAUUUUUGCCGAAGACUGGACAGUAUUGUUGGGCCCCAGCUCACAGUGCUGGCAUCAGACAUAUGUGAGCAGUUUAACAUCAACAAAAGAAUGUCUGGGUCUGAAAAAGAACCCCAGUUUAAGUUUAUCUACUUCAACCAUAUGAAUUUAGCAGAGAAAAGUACGAUUCACAUGAGGAAAACCCCGAGUGUGUCGCUCACAUCCGUGCAUCCGGAUUUGAUGAAGAUUCUGGGGGACAUCAACAGUGACUUUACUAGGGUGGACGAGGACGAGGAAAUCAUCGUAAAAGCAAUGAGCGACUACUGGGUGGUCGGGAAGAAGUCUGACCAGCGGGAGCUGUAUGUUAUCCUGAAUCAGAAAAAUGCAAACCUGAUCGAAGUAAAUGAAGAGGUGAAGAAACUGUGUGCGACGCAGUUCAAUAACAUAUUCUUCCUGGACUGACGGAUAAUGGCUCGCCGGAACGUCUUGUAAAAAUCAACUCCGCAGGCAUUCUGUUUACCCCUGCAGGUUUUCGGUCAUAUUAUUGACUGACUUAAUGACAAUAGUAAAGCAAUACUUGCUUUGAAGAAUCAAAUUUCUACUCAGUCUGAUGAUCCCCUGGGGUUUUUAGAUUUUAAAUAUUUAUGUGGAAAUAAUUAAAGGUAGUUGGCUACAUCUCCCAUCAUUCCAUUCUUUUGAAUUAUGUGAAUAUUUUACUGGAAACUAAGACUAAUAAAUUGUUAAGGUUUUUACAA
Hyaena hyaena (striped hyena) is the source of this 1829-nucleotide messenger RNA. It is a transcript of the gene CCZ1, whose product is annotated as CCZ1 homolog, vacuolar protein trafficking and biogenesis associated. The transcript is spliced from 15 exons. Bases 82 to 1536 code for a protein of 484 amino acids. Gene Ontology annotation, biological process: vesicle-mediated transport. The record is from RefSeq and is a predicted model, not a curated record. NCBI's taxonomy places the organism in Eukaryota, Metazoa, Chordata, Mammalia, Carnivora, Hyaenidae. Gene Ontology annotation, cellular component: Mon1-Ccz1 complex; intracellular membrane-bounded organelle.